AUGCCAGUAAACCACCAGAAAUCGGACUCUUCAGAGAUGGACUCUGACCUGUCACCCAGCUGCCAGCUCAGUGACCUGAGCAGAGGGGGCAGCUUGGAAAGUCGCAGUAGCAGUUCUCGCUCCAGAAGUCUCACUCUGGACGACGAGAGCCUGAAGUACCUCACACAUGAGGAAAAGGAUGUCAUCCUGUUUUUUGAAGAGACUAUUGAUUCCCUGGAGGAUGACUUUGAGGAGCAAGUCCUGUGUGACAGUGGGGUACACUGCCAGCCCCCAAAGUCUCUGGAAGGGAGCACUCCCGGCCUCUUGGAACCAGAGGAUGUCAUUGACUUAGUGCAGCCAGUAUUCGCAGCUGGGGAACCUGAGCGCCUCCCGGAUGUGACUGAAACAGCAGGGGCUGGACCUGCUGGGAAGGAAGACAUUGCUGUCCUGGAAGGCGGGGCCCAGGACGUGGAGGCUUCUCCCCCACCAGGGUGCACAAGCCCAGAGGCCCUUCCUCAGCCGCCCUCCCUGCCUGUGCCCGCAGCGCCAGCCCACCCCAGGAAGGAGCAGCUCUCCUCCUCUCCGCCAGCGGAGCACCCGAAACUGCCCCGUUCCGUCCCUACUCCCCUUGUCAUCGCCCAGAAAAUCUCUGAGAAGUUGGCGGGAAAUGAAGCACUUUCACCCACCUCCCCGUCCAAGGAGGGCAGGCCUGGAGAAUGGAGGACACUGACCUCCACGGCCCCUCGAAACGGAGACCACUUGUUGUGGCACAGACACUCGGCACAGCCCGCACCCAAGAUCCACCGCUUCCCCAGCAACAUCAGUGUGACCAACAGCGCCGGGAAGGAGUUCAACAAGACCAUCUCCAAGGCCGCGGUCAACGUGCAGGAGCGGAAAGCCCGGGUCCUGGCCAACAUUAACGGAGUCUCUUUCUUCUCCAUGGGAGAGUCGGAAGAUCGGGCCCAAAAGGGCCAUCUCCCUGAGCAGAAGAGGGAGCACACGUCCCUUGCCUCUCCAGAGCAGGGGACGUGUGGCCAGAGCAAGCAAGGCCCCGUCCAGGAAGCUGUGUCCACACAGGCAGGAGCACAGACCAGCAGUCAGUCCAGAGGCGUGCAGACAGAGCAGACCCCACCACUGGUGAAUGGCUUCCAGAACAUCCACGAUGUCCUGAAGAGUGAGCCCGGUGCCUUUUUCUCUACUGGGAAAACUAUCACUAUCCGCCCGGAUAAACUUGCACGGCAGAACGCCAGCAAGAGCUUGUAUGAGCACCGGCAGCCGGACUGCGGUCAGGAUGCUAGGAAGCGGUCAGGUUCACUGCCCAGGGCCGUGGGGUUUAGACCCCAAGGCAUCACUGUCCAGUUUGCUGGUCGGGGCUCCACUGAGGAAGCUCGCCGGGAGGCCCUGCGGAAGCUUGGCCUGCUGAAAGAGAACUUGUGA
Molecule: messenger RNA, 1416 nt
Organism: Pipistrellus nathusii (Nathusius's pipistrelle)
Lineage: Eukaryota; Metazoa; Chordata; Mammalia; Chiroptera; Vespertilionidae
Source: the annotation of a GenBank genome assembly